UCCUACUCCAACACUCAACUGCUGCAUUACAUUGGCACUCUAAUUACAAAUUAGGUUUAUAUCCCUCUUUUCCUCCAUCGUCUCUUCUGCUUACUUGAUCAUCAGAAUAAACUUGUGAGGUCACUCCAACAAAGAAUGGCCAAAGAUCACCCAACAAAUUUCAUGGCUCUAUAAGGACUUGAACGUGGAUUUCCCAAGUCCCAGGUCGCCACUAUAACCAAUACACUAUGCAGGAUCUACAGCUUCCAUUGAAAAAAGAACAGGCUAAUAGCGGGGAUACUGUGUCAAAUUGUUUGCCACAGCCUUUCCUCGUGGUUCCACCAGCUUCUACUGGAGCACCUUCUAACAUGAGUGCAGUUGUUAGUUCUCACUUUGCUCUCACAAUCACAGUAUUCACAGAAGUGAAUGCUACUGACCCAGUUUGCAGAUGGAGAGCAUUAUAUGGCGAACAAGGUCAGUUUUUGGUGUCUGUUGAACCUGAGCCUUCUGGAGAGAAUGCAACAAAAGUCUCUUGUAAUUUAAGUGUGGAGAAAGAUCCUGUGAAUAGUUACAUUCCUCUGCUGGUUGCUUUUGCUAUUUUGACUGCUGCAGCCCUUCUGUGUUGCCUUGUUCCCUAUGUGUCCACUCUUCACUGUACACAAGAAUAUUGCCAUUGUCUUCAGAAUAAACGUGCUUCCUUUGAAUUUGACCCUGGAGAGGAUCUGAGACCAAAGACAGAGAAGCCCAAACAUCGGAGACUUCUUUCCCUGGACACAUUCAGAGGAUUUUCUCUUACGAUUAUGGUUUUUGUAAACUGUGGAGGCGGUGGUUACUGGUUUUACGAGCAUGCUUCAUGGAACGGUUUGACAGUUGCAGAUCUGGUCAUGCCAUGGUUUGUUUUCAUCAUUGGCACAUCAGUAGGGUUGGCUUUCCAUGCAAUGAUGAAAAGAGGAGUGAGACGUAUCCAACUCUUGCGUAAACUGACUUGGAGGACCAUGAUCUUACUUGUGAUAGGGUUCUGCUUCCUUAACUACGGACCAACAGAUGGUCCAUUGUCAUGGAGCUGGGCAAGAAUUCCAGGAGUUCUUCAGCGUCUUGGGUUUACUUACUUCGUUUUGGCUUUGAUGCAGACCUGCUUUAGCAUAAAGGACUUUGACAGAUAUCAGUUUGAUACCUGGUGGGCGUCAGUCAGAGAUAUUGUUCUCUACUGGCCUGAGUGGAUCAUUAUGACAAUCCUGGAACUUCUAUGGCUGUGCCUAACAUUCCUGUUUCCUGUGCCUGGAUGCCCCAGAGGUUACCUGGGCCCUGGGGGAAUAGGAGAUGAUGGAAAAUACCCCAAUUGUACUGGCGGUGCAGCAGGGUACAUUGAUAAGUUGUUGCUUGGAGAAGAACACAUGUACCACCAUCCUACAUGUAAGGAGAUGUACAACACCACUCAACCUUUUGAUCCUGAAGGCGUGCUGGGUACAAUUAACUCCAUUCUCUUGGCAUUUUUUGGACUUCAGGUAAUUGCAACAGGACAUCAGAAGUGA
Molecule: messenger RNA, 1511 nt
Organism: Sceloporus undulatus (fence lizard)
Lineage: Eukaryota; Metazoa; Chordata; Lepidosauria; Squamata; Phrynosomatidae
Product: heparan-alpha-glucosaminide N-acetyltransferase-like
Exons: 13
Coding region: 228-1511 (427 amino acids)
Source: RefSeq, a predicted model, not a curated record